Drosophila mauritiana is the source of this 1033-nucleotide messenger RNA. RefSeq lists its product as uncharacterized. Lineage: Eukaryota; Metazoa; Arthropoda; Insecta; Diptera; Drosophilidae. The transcript has a single exon. The record is from RefSeq and is a predicted model, not a curated record. Bases 88 to 966 code for a protein of 292 amino acids.
CAUAACAGUUUAGCUUCAUUCCGAAAGGAUCUAAACGAAGCCCAAAAUUAUACGUAUUUUCCUUGCUUAAAUUUGUUGUAUAUAAAUAUGCCGAAACACACUCCAUACACAUGGCGCCAACCGGACUUUCCCGGUGAUGAAAGCGACGUGGCCUGGAAGGAUCCCACCCUGCUGGUCAUCUGCCAGAAUGCCGAUGUGGCCAAGGCGAUGCAGCCGCUCAUACACGCCCUGAAGCAGCCUUUUGCUCCUGGCCUGGUGGUCAGUGUCUUUGUCCACGAGACGAUGAGGGAUUCGUUUUGUGAUCAAGUGCGCAACUCCAUGGAACGAAUGCACCACCAGGCGGCCUCUCACUCCACCUAUGUGAAGGCAGUGGAAAUGAUUAAUUGUCUCCAGGCGGAAGUGGUCAGCAUGCUGACGCCAGACGACAUUCGCUUCCAGUUCAGAAUGUCUGAUGCUUCGCCGGUUAUUGUAUGCGAAUUCGAUCAUAGUUUCUUUGGAGGAUCGCGACCCAGUUCGGUGGUGACUUUGCACACAUUUCGCAAUGCCACCGAAUUACCCCGUCUUUUGGCCACCGAACGUGUGCCAUUUGUAAGUGUCGCCGUUUGGGGAAGCCAUAUGGCCACCGUUUAUGAGGCGGCUUUGCAAUUGGAUAUCUCAGUAGUGUAUAUCAACUGCCACGGAAUAUCACUGACUCCCAUCAAGAGCUUUCUCGACGCCGGAAAGCCGCACGUGGUGCUGGCCCAGUACCAUCAUUUCGAGGUGAUUCUCCAUGGCGGCAAGCAUCGGGCUAUCGUGUAUCCGGCUAUAAUACUCGGCGAGCCACCAGUCCGGGCAUCGGCGGGAUCGGAUAAAAAGUCCGCAAAGGAAGAGCAGCGGCGUGUGAAAGAUGUCAAAAAACGAGAUGAGAAAUCCUCGCCAAAUUCCAAUGUCGAUUGUUACCACACGCUCAUAUUGAAAUUAAAUUAGCACAGUGCGCAAAUAGGUUACAUAACAUACAAUUUUACUCUUGGCAUAAGAAUAAAUUUUUAAAGGU